Molecule: messenger RNA, 4190 nt
Organism: Durotheca rogersii
Lineage: Eukaryota; Fungi; Ascomycota; Sordariomycetes; Xylariales; Xylariaceae
Product: P-loop containing nucleoside triphosphate hydrolase protein
Exons: 3
Coding region: 94-4122 (1342 amino acids)
Biological process (GO): transmembrane transport
Cellular component (GO): membrane
Molecular function (GO): ATP binding; ABC-type transporter activity; ATP hydrolysis activity
Source: RefSeq, a predicted model, not a curated record
UCUCCCUUUUCUUUUCUUUUUUCCUCUAGACGCACCCCGGGCCAGCCAGACUCUAGCCCGAGUCUCGCCUGCGCGCGCCGGUGCCACAAAACGAUGUCGGGUGACACUUCGGAAAAGCCGCCCGCGGCCGCGGCCGCCAACGGACCCUCCAACCGCUCAUCCAGCCACGGCGACUCGACCGCGGCCGACCCCGCCGCGACCAAGGGGAGGAGUUCCGCAGAGUCGGGCACCGCGCUGGAAAGGGCCGACUCCAAGGCCGUCAGGGCGCCCAAGGGGUCCGACAACGACCCCUUCGCGCAUCUGCCCGACAACGAAGCCGAGAUCCUCAAGAAGCAAGUCGCCACCCCCGUGGUCAAGGCCGGCGUCGCCGCCCUCUACCGGUACUCCUCGAGGAACGACAUCAUCAUCAUGGCCGUGAGCGGGCUAUGCGCCAUCGCCGGCGGCGCUGCCCUCCCCCUCAUGACCGUCAUCUUCGGCAACCUGCAAAACACGUUCCAAGGCUACUUCCUCGGCACCAUCUCGUACGACGACUUUCAGGACGAGAUCGCCAGCCUGGUCUUGUACUUCGUGUAUCUGGCUAUCGGCGAGUUCGUGACCGUCUAUGUGGCCACCGUCGGCUUCAUCUACACCGGCGAGCACAUCAGUGCCAAGGUGCGACAGCACUACUUGGAGAGCUGCAUGCGCCAGAACAUCGGCUUCUUCGACAAGCUCGGCGCUGGCGAGGUCACCACUCGGAUCACCGCCGACACGAAUCUGAUCCAGGACGGCAUCUCCGAGAAGGUCGGCUUAACGCUCACGGCCGUCUCUACGUUCAUAUCCGCCUUUGUCAUCGGCUUCGUCUUCUACUGGAAACUCACCCUAAUUCUCGUGUCCGUCAUCGUUGCCCUGAUGCUGAAUAUGGGCAUUGGCUCUCGCUUUGUCGUCAAGUAUACCAAGGACAACAUCCAGGCGUAUGCGUUGGGCGGUAGCGUUGCUGAGGAAGUUAUCAGCUCCAUUCGGAACGCCGUCGCCUUUGGGACGCAGGACCGCCUAGCUAAGCAAUACGACAGCCAUCUCAUCCGGGCCGAGUACUUUGGCUUCAGAAAAUCAGCCUCGGUCGCCGUCAUGAUCGCUGGCAUGAUGUGGAUCAUAUAUUUGGACUACGGUCUAAGUUUCUGGAUGGGCAGCAAGUAUCUCAUCGAUGGUGUUGUCUCGCUGUCGAGCGUCCUUAUCAUUAUGAUGUCCAUCAUGAUCGGCGCAUUCAAUCUGAGCAAUAUCGCCCCGAAUAUUCAGGCCUUCGGAACCGCGCUCGCCGCGGCUGCCAAGGUCUUCAACACGAUUGACCGGGUAUCGCCGUUAGAUCCCACGAACGACGACGGCGAGAAACUCGACAAGGUGGUGGGCACGAUCCGCCUCGAGAAUGUCAAGCACGUCUAUCCCUCCCGACCAGAGGUCGUCGUUAUGAAGGAUGUCACUCUGGAAAUCCCGGCAGGAAAGACGACAGCAUUGGUGGGAACAUCUGGGUCCGGGAAGAGCACCAUCGUAGGCUUGGUCGAGCGAUUCUACGAUCCUGUCGCUGGCAGAGUGUUGCUAGAUGGACAUGAUGUCAGCACCUUGAACCUCCGCUGGCUGCGACAGCAGAUGGCACUGGUCAGCCAAGAGCCAACCCUAUUCGGUACCACGAUCUACAACAACAUCCGACACGGCCUUAUCGGCACGAGGUUCCAGAACGAGAGCGAGGACAAACAGCGCGAACUAAUCUUCGAGGCGGCCAAGAAGGCCAACGCCCAUGAUUUCAUCUCCGCCCUACCCGAAGGCUACGAGACAAAUGUUGGCGAACGUGGGUUCCUGUUAUCCGGCGGCCAGAAGCAGCGCAUCGCUAUCGCGCGAGCUGUUGUCUCAGACCCUAAGAUUCUACUGCUCGACGAAGCUACAAGUGCGUUGGAUACCAAGUCGGAGGGUGUUGUCCAGGCAGCAUUGGAGGCCGCCGCGGAAGGCCGAACGACCAUCACCAUCGCCCACCGGCUGUCGACCAUCAAGGACGCCCACAACAUCGUAGUCAUGUCGCUGGGCACUAUUGUCGAGCAAGGAACUCACGAUGAACUCUUGAAGCGCAAUGGCGCCUACGCAAAACUCGUCACCGCGCAGAACAUCGCGAAGGUAAAUGAGCUGACGGGCGAGGAGCUCGAGGAGAUUGACGAGAAAGACGAACAACUCAUCCGCAAGGCAUCCCAGGGCGCUGAUGUCGGCUAUACUGAGGACCCGAGCAACAACAUCCAGAAGAAACUUGACCGAUCGGCGACCCAGGGAUCCGCAUCUAGUAAGGCUUUGCAGGCUCGCCAGCCGGAGGAAACGAAGCAGUACGGGCUAUGGACCUUGAUCAAACUGAUCGCAUCCUUCAACAAGGAAGAAUGGAAGCUGAUGGUUUGGGGUCUGUGCUGGUCCAUCAUUUGCGGAGGCGGUAACCCGACACAAGCCGUGUUUUUUGCCAAACAGAUUCUGACCCUAGGCGUACCCAUUACCCCCGUGAACAGCGCGGAGGUCAAAAAGGAGAGCGACUUCUGGAGUGCCAUGUAUCUUAUGCUAGCCUUCGUCCUGCUCAUCUCCAAUAUGGCCCAAGGGGUGGCCUUCGCUAAGUGUUCCGAGCGACUGGUUCAUCGCGUAAGAGAUCGAGCUUUCCGAAGUAUGCUCCGCCAGGAUGUAGCCUUCUUCGACAAGGACGAGAAUUCCGCUGGUGCCCUCACGUCGUUCUUAUCCACCGAGACUACACAUGUGGCCGGCCUUAGCGGCGUCACCCUCGGGACCUUGCUCAUGGUUAUUACGACGCUUAUAUCCGCGAUGGCCGUCGCUUUGGCCUUCGGUUGGAAGUUGGCUCUGGUCUGCAUCGCCACCGUGCCGAUCCUGCUCGGUUGCGGGUUCUUCCGCUUCUACAUGCUUGCGCACUUCCAACGACGCUCCCAGAGAGCGUACGAGCAAAGUGCUUCAUAUGCAUCUGAGGCUAUCUCGGCAAUUCGCACCGUCGCCUCCCUGACCCGAGAAGCAGACGUCUUGGAGCAGUACACGCGGUCUCUUGAUAUCCAGCAGAGGGCUAGCCUGAUAUCCGUACUAAAAUCCUCGACACUCUACGCGGCUUCCCAGUCUCUCGUCUUCUUGGCCUUCGCCCUCGGCUUCUGGUACGGCAGCACCCUGAUCGCCAACUUCGAAUACGAUCUCUUCCAGUUCUUCGUAUGCUUCAUGUCUGUGAUUUUCGGCGCACAAUCCGCAGGUAUCGUCUUCUCUUUUGCUUCCGACAUGGGCAAAGCCCACCACGCCGCCGGGGAACUCAAGACGCUGUUUGACCGAAAACCAACCAUCGACACGUGGUCCAACGACGGCGCCCCGGUAGAGGCCAUCGAGGGCGCGAUCGAAUUCCGAAACGUCCACUUCCGGUACCCUACUCGGCCGGAGCAACCCGUGUUGCGUGGCCUCGACCUCUCGAUUCGUCCUGGGCAGUAUGUCGCCUUGGUCGGCGCGUCCGGGUGCGGAAAGAGUACCACGAUCGCCCUGCUCGAACGAUUCUACGACCCACUCGUCGGUGGCGUCUUUGUCGACGGCAAGGAGAUCAGUUCCCUCAACGUGAAUCAGUACCGGUCAUUCAUCGCCCUCGUCUCCCAGGAACCGACCCUCUACCAAGGCACGAUUAGGGAUAACAUCCUUCUCGGAUCCCCCCGCGAGGACGUUACAGACGAGGCCAUCGAAUUUGCUUGCAAGGAGGCCAACAUCUACGAUUUCAUCCUGUCCCUGCCGGACGGCUUCAACACCGUGGUGGGAAGCAAGGGCGCGCUGCUGUCGGGAGGGCAGAAGCAGCGCAUCGCCAUCGCUCGAGCGCUGAUCCGCGACCCCAAGAUCCUGCUCCUCGACGAGGCAACCAGCGCGCUGGACUCGGAGUCGGAGCACGUGGUGCAGGCGGCCCUGGACAAGGCGGCGAAGGGCCGGACGACGAUCGCCGUGGCCCACCGGCUGAGCACGAUCCAGAAGGCCGACAUCAUCUACGUGUUCGACCAGGGUCGCAUCGUCGAGGAGGGCACGCACACCGAGCUGAUGCGCAAGAACGGCCGGUACGCCGAGCUGGUCAACCUGCAGAGCCUCGAGAAGACCCGGUAACGGCCCUCGUUCGCGAGUCUAGCGCCAAGUUUCGGCCUCGAGGGAGAGGAUAUAAUUCCGUAAUCCAG